Molecule: messenger RNA, 615 nt
Organism: Paramacrobiotus metropolitanus
Lineage: Eukaryota; Metazoa; Tardigrada; Eutardigrada; Parachela; Macrobiotidae
Product: protein maternal effect lethal 26-like
Exons: 2
Coding region: 1-615 (204 amino acids)
Biological process (GO): regulation of proteolysis; proteasome-mediated ubiquitin-dependent protein catabolic process
Cellular component (GO): cytoplasm; nucleus
Molecular function (GO): ubiquitin protein ligase binding
Source: RefSeq, a predicted model, not a curated record
AUGCAGACCAAUUCCGGAUCGCAGCGCGUGCGCCAAAUGCCGCUGGAUCCACAAUCCUACCAGCGCAAAUUCUACCAACGGCAAACUGAGUAUCUAUGCUCCAUUCUUCCUCAGCAUGCGGCGGAUUUUGUGAUCCGUUCCAGCAACGGGGAAGAGUUUCCCGUCAGCCGCUAUCUCCUCAUGGCCCAUUCACCGGUCUUCGCCGCCAUGCUGACCCAUGAUUCCAAAGAGAAAGAGCAAUCACGCUGUGAACUGGAUGAUGUGGAUACAGAGAGCGUGGGCAUUCUGCUAGACUAUGUUAAUGGAUGCGGGCUGGCAAAGGUCAACGACGCCAACGCGGAGAAGGCGAUGAUAAUGGCGGUCAAGUAUGCCAUUAUCGACUUGCGCGGCUAUUGUGAACACUGGCUGGCCAACGGUGUGACAGAAAUGAAUGCUGCAAAGUAUCUGGCUCUUGCGGAACAGCUCGACCUGUCUGUGCUGAAGAAAGCAGCGCUGUUCGUCAUCAAAAGAGAUAGCAUACCGCCAGCGGCAGCAGAUGCUGCACUCGACAAAUUGACCAAAGCUUCGAAGUUCAGCCAAGCCUCAAUCUUUAACAUUUUUCUCGGAAAAAUGUAA